Symsagittifera roscoffensis is the source of this 1193-nucleotide messenger RNA. Its product is annotated as stomatin-like protein stl-1. Lineage: Eukaryota; Metazoa; Xenacoelomorpha; Acoela; Convolutidae. Bases 22 to 1158 code for a protein of 378 amino acids. The transcript has 7 exons. The record is from RefSeq and is a predicted model, not a curated record. Gene Ontology annotation, cellular component: mitochondrion; membrane. Gene Ontology annotation, biological process: mitochondrion organization.
UGAACAAGUUGAUGAUUAAAAAUGUUGAAGAAUCAGACGCGGUUGAUUGUAAAUGCAGUCGAAGUGGUUCAAACUCAUAACCGAUAUUUUUCGAGCCUUCAAAUUUUGAAUCAACGUCAUCCUUACGGAGAACGAUGCUUGCUGCUUCCUACAUACAAUUGUGCUGUUUCGACACUGGAUGUGCGACUGAUGUCUCAGAGCGUGAAAACUAAUUUGGUCAUUCGGUUUGUGCCUCAGCAGGAAGCGUGGGUUGUAGAAAGAAUGGGGAGGUACAGCAAAAUUAUGAAACCCGGUCUUAAUUUCCUCAUUCCUUUCUUUGACAAAAUUCGAUAUCUGCAGAGUCUAAAAGAACAAGUCAUAGAUGUCGCAGAUCAGCAAGCUAUUACCAAAGAUAACGUCACCUUAAAGCUAGAUGGAGUGCUCUACGUCAAAGUCGAAGACCCAUACAAAGCCUCAUACGGAGUUGAAGAUCCGGAAUACGCCAUUACCCAGCUAGCCCAGACAAGUACGAGGAGUGAGCUGGGGAAACUGCAGCUGGACCAGGUGUUCGAGGAAAGACAGAAGUUGAAUCUGGCUAUUGUGGAUGCAAUCAAUGAGGCCUCUGUGGAACCAUGGGGCAUCAGGUGCAUGCGAUACGAGAUCAGGGACAUCCACAUGCCGGAGAAGGUGAAGGAGGCGAUGCAGUUGAUGGUGGCGGCCGAGAGGAAGAAACGGGCGGCCAUCACUGAGUCAGAGGGCAAGAGGGCCUCCGAGAUCAAUGUGGCAGAGGGUGUCAAACAGUCGACUAUUCUGAGAAGUGAGGCUCAAAUGAGGGAGUCUAUUAAUGAGGCCAAGGGACAGGCAGAGGCCAUUCUGAAUGUGGCAAAUGCACGCGCCAAGAGCAUAGAAGCCAUCAGUCAAUCACUUCAACGGAAGAACGGGAUGAGUGCGGCUUCAUUGGCCAUUGCAGAGCAAUACAUAGAGGCAUUUGGCAAGUUAGCUCAAGAGAACAACACCCUACUCCUGCCUGCAAACACGGGAGACAUAUCUUCAAUGGUGUCAACGGCUCUAGCUACCUACCAGAAAGUAAAUCAACAGAUGGAGAGGACACCCAAAUCAAAUGUUAACCAAGUCUCAGACGACGAACCCGAGCCUGAAAAAGAUGGCUGGCAAGACUAAUGAUAAUGUUGCAGUUUUUGAAAAAAAAAACAAUU